GCUCCGGCUGCUCCUGUCGCCAAGGCAGUCACUUCUCCUGCAAGUUCGCAACCUGCUCAGCCGGCCAUGGAGCAACCUGCCGCAGCAGCCAAGGAGGCUCCUGCUGCAGCAGACGAGCAGGUUCCCGAGCUGAAGCCCAAGCCCGAGAGAACGUUGGACCAGAUCAAGGAGCAACUUCGAUCCAAGUCCCCCUACUCCCAGCGCAAGUCGCCAUGGGACACGUGA
Molecule: messenger RNA, 225 nt
Organism: Guillardia theta CCMP2712
Lineage: Eukaryota; Cryptophyceae; Pyrenomonadales; Geminigeraceae
Exons: 5
Source: RefSeq, a predicted model, not a curated record